This is a messenger RNA of Terrapene triunguis (Three-toed box turtle), 1739 nucleotides long. RefSeq names its product WRN helicase interacting protein 1 (gene WRNIP1). The transcript is spliced from 7 exons. The annotation marks the transcript as partial. The record is from RefSeq and is a predicted model, not a curated record. Gene Ontology annotation, biological process: DNA repair; DNA-templated DNA replication; regulation of DNA repair. Gene Ontology annotation, cellular component: nucleus. Gene Ontology annotation, molecular function: single-stranded DNA helicase activity; enzyme activator activity; ATP hydrolysis activity. NCBI's taxonomy places the organism in Eukaryota, Metazoa, Chordata, Testudines, Emydidae.
UCUGCCUGCAGCUCUGAGCGAGGGGGGAGCAUUUACCAGCUUCUAGCAAGGGAGGCCGCCUGUGGGUGGGGCCGGGGGAGACGGCUGCAGCAGCUGUUGCUCCGGCCCGAGCGGGGAGCCCCAGGGGCAUGGAGGGGACCGGGGCGCAGCAAGACGCGCCGCUGGUGCGCUGCCCCGUGUGCCUGUGGGAGCUGCCCGCCGCGCACAUCAAUUCGCAUCUGGACGGGUGCUUGCAGGACGCGGGGAGGGGCGGCGAGCCGGAGCGGAGCCCGCAGCCCUCCAGCAAGAAAAUGCGCCUCUCCGGGCCCCCGGGGAAGAGUAGCGAGGAGGAGGAGCUGGAGGACGGGAGCGGCCUCGUCGCCCCCGUGUUCCCCCUGUUCCACAAGGGCCGGGCGGCUGCAGCCACCCCGGGAACUCCGGGCGGGGCCGCGGGGGCUCACAGGGGAGCUCCUGUUGCUGCUGCAGCCCGAGGCCAGGAGCGAGGGGCAGGGCCGGCUGCAAGCCCCGGGAGCCACGCGGCUGCCCUGAGCGGGGAGACCGUGGCCCAGAAGCUGGAGGGGAAGCCCCUGGCCGAUAAGCUGCGGCCGGGCACCUUGGGGGACUACGUGGGGCAGGAUCAGGUGCUGGGAGAACAGACCCUGCUGCGGUCCCUGCUGGAGGCCCACGAAAUCCCCUCGCUCGUCCUCUGGGGGCCCCCUGGCUGUGGCAAGACUACCCUAGCACAUAUCAUAGCCAGCAACAGCAAGAAGAAUGGUACAAGAUUUGUGACUUUAUCAGCAACAAGUGCCAAGACAAAUGAUGUCCGAGAUGUUAUCAAGCAAGCAGAGAAUGAAAAAAGACUCCUCAAGAGGAAGACCAUCCUCUUUAUUGAUGAGAUUCAUCGUUUCAAUAAAUCUCAGCAGGACACUUUCCUUCCUCACGUUGAGUGUGGGACUGUGACGCUGAUCGGGGCAACCACCGAAAACCCUUCCUUCCAGGUCAAUUCCGCUCUUCUGAGUCGCUGUCGAGUUAUUGUUCUCGAGAAGCUCUCUGUUGAGGCGAUGGAAAUUAUUCUGAUGCGGGCUAUCACGUCCUUGGGGAUCCGGGUUUUAGGCCAAGAUGAGCAACACACUAGUUCUGCGAAUGGCAGCGACAGCAAGAGCUCUGAGUCCCCUGUGUACAUAGAGGAAAAAGCUGUAAGCACUCUAGCUUACCUUUGUGAUGGUGAUGCAAGAACUGGACUGAAUGGACUCCAAUUGGCUGUUCAGGCCAGAUUAACUGCAGGGAAAACCUCUCAUCAGGCUAGCACACAAGGUUGCUCUGUGGAUGGAGUUUUUAUAACAGAAGACCAUGUGAAGGAAGGACUACAGCGAUCCCAUAUCCUGUAUGACCGAGCAGGUGAAGAGCAUUACAACUGUAUUUCUGCACUUCAUAAAUCUAUGCGAGGCUCAGAUGAAAAUGCUUCCCUUUACUGGCUUGCCCGAAUGCUCGAAGGUGGUGAGAAUCCACUGUAUGUGGCAAGAAGGCUGGUGAGAUUUGCAAGCGAAGAUAUAGGACUGGCAGAUCCUUUGGCAUUAACACAAGCAGUUGCUGCAUACCAAGGCUGUCAUUUUAUUGGAAUGCCAGAAUGUGAGGUCAUACUAGCCCAAUGUGUAGUCUACUUUGCUAGAGCACCCAAGUCUAUUGAGGUGUACAGUGCAUACAGCAAUGUCAAAGCGUGUUUGAGAAACCACCAGGGACCACUUCCACCUGUUCCACUG